AUGGAAGACGUCACUGUGGAUGUAGGGAAGCCUCUGAAUGCGAAGAGUAUGAAGAGCAUGGGCUUAAUAGACAAGGUCAGAGUCAAACCCACAAAGGACACCUCUUGGAAAGCUCUUAAGGAUCAAAGGGGGAUAUCUAAUGAUCAACCACCAAACUUCAAGAAGAGGAAGAGAGAACCCUCUGAGAAGAAGAAGAAGAAGAGUCUCAAGUUGGGAGAAUCUUCAGCAACUCAAAAGAAACGCGUGCCUCUGAGCUCUUCAGCACCUAGUAAGUCCCCUAUCUUAGAAGCUCCUAAUGUUUCUGAUAUCCCUGACCCAACUUCUCCAACUCAUACAGAACUUCAGGCCACAGCUGAAUCUGAAAAGACUCAGUCUAUACCAGAACCUUCUGAAACCAUUCCAUCUCCUUCUGAACCCAUUUAUGAACCAUCUGAAACCAUACAUAGACCUUCUGACCCCACUCCUCAAACCUCUGAACCAAACCUCACUCUUCCUACCCUUGAUGAGGAAUUUUCUAAGUUCUCAGAGAACUCUGCUUCAAGACUCAAGCAUCUAUCUGACGAAUCCAGGGUCAGUGACAAUCCUUCUGAAGUAAGGACUCAUUGGAACAGGUUCAUCAAGUGGAUGACUUCUGAAGUCUUCAAGCUGAGGGGACUUUCUGAACAAUUCGGAAAUGACUACAUCAGAAGUGCUAAGGAGAAGCUGGAGGCUCGUCUGGCUCAAGAGGAUGCUGAAAGGGAAAAGAGAGAAGCUGAAGAAAGAGCUAAUCCUAAGGCUGCUGCUAGGGAGGCAGCUGAGAAAGCUUCUGCAGAGGCUGCAACUAGGGAACAAGCUGAAGCUGAAGCAACACUAACCAUUGAAGCUACUCAGAAAACUGUAGAAGAUGCUGAGAAGACAACUGAGGUUGCUUUGACUCGAGGUGAGUCAUCAGCAUCUGACCUUGCUCCUCUAGUCCUCAAGACUCUGGAAGAGUUGCAGAAAGAACAACAACUGGUCAGAACCACACUCAACCAACAUGAUAAAGUCAACUCCAGCAUCCAAAAUCUCUUAGCUCAACUACUUCAGAGAACGCCUCAUCCUUUAAACCCUUAG
This is a messenger RNA of Lathyrus oleraceus (garden pea), 1092 nucleotides long. RefSeq lists its product as uncharacterized. The coding region runs from base 1 to 1092 and encodes 363 amino acids. The transcript is spliced from 3 exons. The record is from RefSeq and is a predicted model, not a curated record. NCBI's taxonomy places the organism in Eukaryota, Viridiplantae, Streptophyta, Magnoliopsida, Fabales, Fabaceae.